AUGCCCGCCCCCUCCUUGCUGGAAAUGGUCAAGCGGCGCUUGCAGCGCAGCGUGGACCUCGUCGUUGACGUUGGCGACAUCCCGUUCCAUGUGCUGGAAUCCGUCUUAAAGAAAAUUGAGAACCCCAAGCAGCUCCGCGACAUCGAGGCCAGCAGCCCACACAUUGCCGAGGACACAGGGCCGUUGUGGCUCAACUUUAUCAAACGCGACAUACAGAAUUGGGAGCAGAAGCCACACAGGCCGCGGAACCCCACCAUGUGGUGCAAGGUCUACUACAAGCUCCGGCGCGAGCAGGAGGAGGAGAUAGUUCAGCAGCAAGAUGCCUUAAAGGCUGCUCUGGCCAAGACGGAACAAGAGCGCAAAAAGAACACCAGCACCCUACUCAACCGCGCUUUCGACCCCGUCCAGCAUCGCCGCACACAUGCAACAUCGGGCCCGUCAGUGAUGAAGGAUCCGCGCAACUAUACUUACAUGCCUGGAGGGCCGAAGAAGAAGCUUACUGGUCGCGGCAUCAUCGCUCAGAUUCAGCAUAAGGCUCAGGCCAGCUUGACGGCCAAGAAAAAUACCUCAUUGAUGAAUGUGCCGACCCAUCUCCUCAGCAGCCGAACCAAAACGAUGGCCGCUCCAAAGAGCAUGGUGGCGGAGAAGAGCAGGGCACCGCAGCCCAUUGAUCGGGGGAAGCAAGCGCCGUCUAGGAGUUCCCUGCCGGCACGUCCAGCACCUACGCCCGGCGACUCGAUCCGAAGGCAGAGGGAAGAGGCGGAAGCGAGACUGAGGGCGCUAACGACUGGGACUGCUCCUCCUACCUCAACGAGGAAGACAGAAGGGACGAAUGGUAACGGGGGAAUGAGAGCUCCAGCGAGCGCUCCAGCAGCCGGAAGUGUUGCGCGACCCUUGAAACGGAAGGCGGAGAUCAACUGUCUGAUGCCACCGAAGAAAAAGUAG
Molecule: messenger RNA, 945 nt
Organism: Diplodia corticola
Lineage: Eukaryota; Fungi; Ascomycota; Dothideomycetes; Botryosphaeriales; Botryosphaeriaceae
Product: rna polymerase ii transcription factor siii subunit a
Exons: 1
Coding region: 1-945 (314 amino acids)
Biological process (GO): transcription elongation by RNA polymerase II
Cellular component (GO): nucleus; elongin complex
Source: RefSeq, a predicted model, not a curated record